AUAUAUGCAUGAGUUGUCUGCUAACCAUAAACAAACAGAUGUCAAUAUAAUCCACGCAAGCCUCGAUCUUCAGAGCUCAUGGAAAUAAGUGGAACGCAAACAUGUACAACUCGCACUAAUCAUGAUCCCAAGUUAAUGCUCAAACCACUCAAGCCAAUUUACUACACUUAUCGCGUUUAGACCUAACUAAUCGUUCCACAUCGGCCUUUCUUUCGAUAUAUAUCACCAUCUGUCCACAACUUUUGUUCCCAUGUCGAUCGAUCCCAAUUCGCAAGUGGAACUGAAGCUCGUGUUAGCCGUGAGCUAGCUCCUCCCCUUUUAGCUUUCAUGCCAGCACCACCACUCACUUUGUAAAGCUCCUUCUGAUUUUCUCAUCCAUUUCUUGCUUCUUUGAUCGACGCAAAAAAAUACGAAGAAGCAGGGAAAGCUAUAAAGAUCGAUGUCCAGAGACAUCAUCCGGACGUCUGCCCAGGAUCACGGGCCGGCAGCAGAUGACAGUGGCGCCGGGGCCGGGCUCGCGCUGUGGGACUGCGGCAGCGCGCUCUACGACUCGUACGAGCUCACCGCCUUCAAGUGCCAGCUCGACGCCGCCGUGCUCGCCUGCCGCUCGCUCUCCAUGCCGCACCUCCGCGGCGGCCCCGCGCCGGAAACAGGCCGCAGGAAGAGCGGCGCGAGGCGGCUGCCGGCGCUGCUCCGGAGGCUAUUCUCCAAGGUGCUCCGGCUGCGGUUCUCGGCGUCGGGGGCGCAUGGUGGUGCGAGUGCUAGAGGUGACCGGUACCGGGCGUACGACGGGUACUACAGCGGCACGGGGUCGCCGUGGUCCGGCGCGCUGAUGUCCAUCCCGGAGGAGAGCGGCGGCGGCAGCAGCCCGGAGACGCCCCCGGUCGACGUCGCUGGGCCGAGCGCGCUGCGGAGGGCUCAGUCUGAGCGGUUCAUCGGCAGCAAGACGGCGUCCACCAUGGUGCAGUUCGAUAACGUCGUUUUGUAGCUUCUACUGUGCUAGUUUGGUUAGGUACCAUAAGCCAGUCACAGAAACUUCAAUUUGUAAAUACUGCAGAAAUAUGCGCGCGGUGUGCAGUAACCAGUAAGCUAACUGUUCUGUGUUGGAGUGCUUCUGCUUCAUAUAUACACAAUCGUGUCAAAAAAUUAGCACAUCAGUAGCUAAUUCUUCUGUGGUUUUACGACA
Messenger RNA from Brachypodium distachyon (stiff brome), 1186 nucleotides. RefSeq lists its product as uncharacterized. Bases 440 to 988 code for a protein of 182 amino acids. NCBI's taxonomy places the organism in Eukaryota, Viridiplantae, Streptophyta, Magnoliopsida, Poales, Poaceae. The record is from RefSeq and is a predicted model, not a curated record. The transcript has a single exon.